AUGAUUCCGCGGUGGGGUGCGGCAGUUGCAGUCCUCUCCCAACCCCCGACGGUCGUCAUUCAAGGAGGCAAGACGGACCCCUCGGGACAGUUCUCGUACUCGUCGGCCCCAAACAGCGGGGAUACAGUCGUCCUCCCUCUCAUGGCCUCCUUCCCCACCUCUAACCCGCCCUAUUCCCUCUUCCCCAAUGGGCCCUCUUACGCAUGGCACUGCCUCGCACCCCUCUUCUCCAAGGAUGGGGAGUGGACCCUUCUCUCGUUCGGUGGCGACGGCGGCUGGGCAUCGCCCAUAAGCGACGUUCGUUCAGCUCACCUCCUAACCCUCAACCCCACUACUGGAACCAUGAAUUACACCCAGCUUCCUGAGGGAUUGGGCGCCCAGCCCAGCCGCCGCGUACGGCACUCUUGCGCUGCUCCGGCCUCGGGAGGUAAGGUAUACAUUACGGGUGGACAGGAGACGGACUACAGUGAGACGUUUGCACAGACCUUCGUCUUCGACCCCGAGAGCAUGAGCUUUAGUCCACUCGUACACCUUCCUGCGGCCAUUUACGGCCACUCGUCGGUACUCCUGUCCAAUGGCACGCUUCUUGUCAUGGGGGGAGUUACGUCACAAAGUGGUGCCAUAGCACUCCAGCCUCUCGACACGUUGUACGCCCUCGACACCACGUCCAGCUCGGCAACGUGGGAGAGCAUAAAUGUCCCCGCCGCUCCGGUGGCACGGCGCAGUGCGUUUGCGACACUUAACCCCGACGGCUCGGUGUUCGUUUUCGGGGGCGCCGAUGCCGAGGGCAAGCCCCUCAACGACGGGUGGAUACUCGACCCGCAGCACCUGAGCUGGACGCAGACGUUUGAUGGAGGGAAUGGGGUGUUGGGUAGAUACGACCAUGUCGCUGCGACGGGUGGCGGCGGCCAGGUGAUCGUAUUCGGAGGCUACGGCAAGAGUGCGCCGGUUCCUCCGGACACGAUAAUCAUCAACUCGAGGGCCGCCCCCGUUGGCAUGCACGCCUCGGGUUCGACCAGUGGGGAGAACGUCUUAACCGCAGGCACUGGGGUGGGCUCACCAACACCGACGUCCACAGACUCGUCGUCGCCCAUAGGCGCAGCGCCGAGCAUUGCGCCUCUUACGCUGGGUCUCACUGUCGGCCUGAUCGGCGGCGUGUUACUCCUUGGCUUCGCCUUGCUCAUGUUUUGGUGGUGUCUCCGCCGCCGCCGCCGCGCCAAGAAGAAUGAGGAGGACCGCCAGAACCUCAUCCAGGAUGACAUGGAGAAGGGCGCCUUGGAAAAGGGUGCAGUUCUCCGCAACUCGCCGCGCGACAGGGGCCACCCGUCUCCGCAGCGGCAGAAAUCCCUCUUACAGCGCCUCGGCACCAAGAUCUGGCGCCGGCCCGCGUACGUCCCUCUGGGUGGUGAACCGUACCGCAAACCAACCAUCUUCGCCGCCGAGACGCGGGACCACUUCCAGCCUCAGCCGCUGCUCCCUUUCCAGGGUGAGAACAGCCUCCCGCUCCCACCUAAGCCGUACAAUCCGGACGACAUCGUGUUUAGCCACGAGCGUGACAUGGGUGUCCGUGGCGUCCCCGGAUGUUUAAGCAGAAACCCUCGCAGUGCCGUCAGUGGCGAGGCCGUUGUCGCAAGCGCUGUGAAUGGGCUCGCUACGCGCCCGAGCUACAGGCCUCAACGGACUGCCGAGCUUAGCAACAUCACACCGUUUCCCUACACCGCGCCUGCCCCUGAGCCCAUCGCUCCAACUGUUGUCGUCAUAGGAGGGGAGACUGCAAAGGCGACCCACGAAAUGUAUGAGUCGGACGCGCACUUGUCCGACGCAUACGACGCCGACGAGAGUUCGGCUGGUCACCGGAUACUCGAGCGACCCUUACCCCACCCGCCCGCGGAGCCCAGUCAGGUCUACGUCUACCCGCCCCUCAGUGCGACCAGCUCGGCCUCGUCCGCGCGCAGCCACGGCAGCGACGCCUACACAUCAGAGGCGUCGAGAGGUGUCCCCGCCGUCGCGCAGCUGAUUGGUGUCGCCGGGGGACUGAGCGGAGCGACGAUGGCACGUGCCUCCUCAAAGCGCAUCUCCGGCAAGCGCGUCUCAGGCCGGAAACAGACAGCACCAUGGGACGCUUGGGACCCGAAGAGCGACACCGAGUCGAGUGCGUACCACUACCCCCUUGGGCCCAAAAUGGGCACCACCGUCUACGACCCGGCCGGUAACCGCCUCGGAUCGGCCCUCCACGCGCGAACGUACUCCAACCCCUUCACGGACACCGACGACGAUGCGCCCCUCCUCCUCCCACCGAAAGAGAACCUCGGCGUCCCGUUCCCUGCCCUGGCCCUCUCUUCCCAGGCUCUCCUCCAGGCCAAGCCCCUCCCGCUGCCCCAGGCCCAUCCCCAGCCGGUCUCAGUCAAGACAGUUCCUAGUGCGAGAGAAACGUCGCAGGAGGCGGACAUAACCUCGGUGCACUUUGGGCCCCGGCCUAUGCCCGCCUCACCUCCGCCGCCGCUCCCACUCAAAUCUCUGAUGUGCGCCGAGCUUGGCGCUGAGCUCGAGGUACAUCGUCUGAGCGCGGUCGAGAGCAUGAGGAGCGCAGCCUCGCAUUCGAGUGUAUUCGGCGCCCUCGGCGAGCGCGACCUCGACUUAUCAUUUGACUUUAUCCCCCCCGUCGCGGUACCUUCGCCGCCAGCUAGCUCGUCGCCGUCAGCUAGCCCGUCGCCGCCUCCUUCGCCUAGCCCAGCCCGCCUGCACAUGCCCUCGCACUUCGAGAUCCCCCUAAUCUCGAGACCCACUGUCGAGAGCGUGGAGGACGACAUCUUGGAGGGCACCACUGGACCCCUUACAGCCUUCGCCGGGCUUGGGAUCUACACCACCCGCAAGAUGAGCGGCGGAUCGGACAAGGAGUUACCACCGCGCCCAGAGUCGCCAGAGCCCAUGUCACCGCCGUCCACCGAGUCGCGUCUCCCCCAUCAUCUCCAGUACCCUCCCCCUCCUCCCCUUCCGGUGUGUCCCUCCUCUCCACUGGGCAGCCUCGACUCGCCGCCAACCGUCACCGCCCCACUCCGGGUACGCCCGCGUUCCAGGCCGCCGUCGACCGCGGAGAUGAGCGGGGACAUGAUUACGCCAGCGAGCACGCGAAGUCCCAGCGGCGCCGAGGCACCACUUGCCCUCUCGGCCAUGGAGUCGCCCAGGUUCGCGGUGCUUGAGGAGCCGCCCAGUCUUGCGACGCUUGACGGACCACCCAGCCUCGCUGCUCUCGACCGCGUUCUCCAGAUCUUAUCGCCCUCGACAACGGGCACAAGUCGGACAAGUAGCAACAGCAGCCUGGAGAAGUUCAAGAGCAGCUUCCCCACCCUCUCGCCCGCUAUCACCGGCGCGAGUGCAUCGAGCUCAGGGUUGUCACCAACACCGCCGCCCACAUCCCUCGCCACUCGGUACAUCGGCCUACCUCCCUCCUCACCCAGCAGGCUGCCACCCUCCCCUCUGGCCGUACCCCCACCCUCCCCCCUCGCAGACAGACCCGCGCCACCAAAAACUCCCACUCGGUCCGCGACAAUACCCGCCCGGCCCAGACCCGCCCACACUGCGCCAAGCACACCCACCCACCACCGGGUACGACAGGGCUCGCUUGCGAGCUUUCCGAGCCAGGCGUCCCUCCGGCCGGGACAGGAUGGGUUCGUGUCCACCAUGGUGAGCAACAUCAACCUCCGCGACACGCCAGAGAGCGUGCGCAGCGCGCGCCUCGACAGCGAUGAGGGAAGCGUGUUUUCGCGGUAUCAGUAG
Messenger RNA from Cutaneotrichosporon cavernicola, 3777 nucleotides. RefSeq lists its product as uncharacterized. The record is from RefSeq and is a predicted model, not a curated record. Lineage: Eukaryota; Fungi; Basidiomycota; Tremellomycetes; Trichosporonales; Trichosporonaceae. Gene Ontology annotation, molecular function: protein binding. The transcript has 5 exons. Gene Ontology annotation, cellular component: cell cortex of cell tip. The coding region runs from base 1 to 3777 and encodes 1258 amino acids.